Sitodiplosis mosellana (orange wheat blossom midge) is the source of this 1458-nucleotide messenger RNA. RefSeq names its product parkin coregulated gene protein homolog. NCBI's taxonomy places the organism in Eukaryota, Metazoa, Arthropoda, Insecta, Diptera, Cecidomyiidae. Gene Ontology annotation, molecular function: Hsp70 protein binding; Hsp90 protein binding. Bases 344 to 1099 code for a protein of 251 amino acids. The record is from RefSeq and is a predicted model, not a curated record. The transcript has 3 exons.
UCGAAAUGUGGGUAGAAUUUGUUUUCGUUUGGUCGUUGAAGCAUACAGAUUAAGAAAAAAAAUCAAAAUACCAGAGCACUAGUGGCACAGGAAGAGAAAAAGUGAGCUCUAGUGAACAAACACACUACAAAAUUCGCAUCAAAGUAAUCGAGAAUUAAAAUUUUUUGUAUUAAAUGCGCAUAGUUCGUGUUUGUGCAGGAAAAAGAGAAAAUUGUGUUUGCUUUGAUAAAUCAAAGAGAGCGAAUCGUGUGUGGACGUAUUCAGGUUGAACGUAAAGUGAGCAGAAAAAAAAACGGUGUAGUUGAAACCAGAGAGUGGAGAAGAAGAAAAAAAAAGAAGCACGAUGUCCAUAAACGAGUUAUGUUAUGUGGAUCAGAUGAAAAAGCAGUCGUUAAAAGCACAGGAACUGCUGAAAAAGCAAUCACCACGGUUUGUUCCGCCGUUUUCAAUUCAAAGCUUGCAGAAGAAUACGAAAGUGAUGCCGUACAGUGUGUUCAAUCGAAAUCGAAAAUUAAUAAAAAAACCAAGACGCACUUCAUUUCGUAUGCAUUACGAACGUGGCGAUUUACCAUUACGGCUCGAUUAUUUUCCGGGUGGUGUACGAAUUCUGUGGACACUGGAUCUGAAUAAAUUGAAUUAUCAUUUAUAUUUACCGUUAUUUUUCGAUGGUCUAUCGGAGGCAGAACAUCCGUAUAAAACGUACGCUCGUCAAGGUGUUCGUGACCUAAUUAAUUUCGGUCGCGAUAAAAUCUAUCCCGUUAUACCGCAGCUCAUUGUACCAAUUAAACGGGCGCUUAAUACGAAAAAUAAAGAAGUCAUGUGUGUGACAUUGAAAAUUAUCCAACAAAUGGUCAUGGCAUCGGAUCUCGUUGGCCCCGGCUUAGUGCCCUUUUAUCGUCAACUGCUGCCCAUGUUCAACGCAUACAAAACAUUCGAAGUGACAUGUGACGACAAAGUCGACUAUUCGCAGAAGAAAAGCUGUAAUCUGAGUGUAUUGGUGGAGGAAACGUUGCAGGUACUCGAACGGCAUGGUGGUGACGAUGCGUUUAUAAACAUCAAAUACAUGGUCCCAACGUAUGAAUCAUGCCUUUUAAAUUGAGGCAUCAGACCGGAUCGAAUCGCAUCACAAACGUGUACUUUUGCCGACGAAUUUUCGACAUAGCGAAAUCGAAUAUAUUUGUAUUGAGUUUUAACAUUUUACGUUCCGAUUUUCUUUCAUUUUCCAUACCAUUUCGCACCAAUAUUUAGUCCCCUCAACGAAUCUAGAUAAAAUGUAUUCCACCUAUUUGGCAAUUAUUUAUCGAUGUCGUUUGUAAGCAGCACGUACAAUAAACAACUGGACAAACUGAAAGAGGAUGCGAAAUACUUAUACACGCAAACACGUUUCGCAUCAACCAAAUAUACAAAUUCUAUUAUUAUUAAUAAUGUGUUGAAAAAUAAUUCAAUAAACUGAUUAUA